GUGGCGGGAGAUAAGUUCUAAUUCCAUGGCGCGGCCCCGGUCUCCCGCCUGUGGCCGAGGAUGCUGCUCCAAGGCGUGCGACUGUGGCGGCCCGGGGCUGUGGAGCAAUUCGUCGCUGCUGGGCAGGCGGCUGGGCGAGGACUCGAGCCGCCAGGAGCUGCUGCGGAAGUGGGCGGGCAUGUGCAGCGCGGCGGAGGCGGAGGCCGGCGCGGAGGCGGCGGCGCGGCGCGGGGAGGCGGAGGCGGCGGCCCCCGAGAACCCGCUGGUGUUCCUGUGCUCCGGCUGCCGGCGGCCGCUGGGCGACUCUCUGAGCUGGGUGGCCUGCCAGGAGGACGCCAACUGCAUCCUGUUGCGCUGUGUUUCCAAUAACGUUUCUGUAGAUAAGGAACAGAAGCUAUCCAAGCGCAAAGAUGAAAACGGUUGCAUUCUCGAGACGCUGUACUGUACGGGCUGUUCCCUCACCCUUGGCUGCGUGUACAGAUGCACUCCCAGGAAUCUGGAUUACAAGAGAGACUUGUUUUGCCUCAGUGUCGAAGCCAUUGAAAGUUAUACUCUAGGGUCUGCCGAAAAGCAAAUCGUGCCAGAAGAUAGAGAGCUUUUUAAUCUUGAAAGCAGAGUUGAAAUAGAAAAGUCUCUCAAGCAGAUGGAAGAUGUCUUACAAGCCCUGCAAACAAAGCUGUGGGAGGUGGAGUCAAAGUUGUCCUUUGCCAACUGCAGCAGCUGAGCUCUGGCCCAAACCGUACCUUGCCCCGCCCGCCCCACAUCUCCUAGAGAACUGUAGAAUUAUUCCUACACCUGUGUUUUAUGAGAAAGAGUUAUUGUUCCCCACAUUUACAUUUUAAAGCUAUUUAUGAUACAUGCAGGAAUUGGAACUUCCGAGUAAUUAUUUUUGAUAAAAUCUAGGAUGUUUUUCUCAACUAUUUUCUCUAUUAAAUUCACUUUUUUUGGUGAUUUCUCUCUA
Jaculus jaculus (lesser Egyptian jerboa) is the source of this 961-nucleotide messenger RNA. It is a transcript of the gene Mis18a, whose product is annotated as MIS18 kinetochore protein A. The transcript has 5 exons. The coding region runs from base 26 to 724 and encodes 232 amino acids. Gene Ontology annotation, cellular component: nucleus; chromosome, centromeric region; chromatin. The record is from RefSeq and is a predicted model, not a curated record. Gene Ontology annotation, biological process: chromosome segregation; CENP-A containing chromatin assembly. Lineage: Eukaryota; Metazoa; Chordata; Mammalia; Rodentia; Dipodidae.